AUGAAUAUUUUUGGGAGUCUUUUCCGUCCCUCGCAUGAGGACUGCUUGAGGCGACUGUUUGACUACCCCGUGUUUAUUUGGCAAAUCCCGUGUGGCAGCAGCUCCAUAGACAGCAGGGGUAGCCUUGUGCUCAGUAGCAGCACGGCGAGGAACAUCCGUGUCAACUGUCGCACACUGGAAAAGACUUACAACAGCAAUUUUGCCAUUUUGAAUUUCUCGCCUCUAAUGAUGGACCUUGAGGAUGCCUGCCUGCAGGGCGAGCUGAUGGAUUUCUCCAAGCAGCCACUGGAGGACUUCAGACUGCUGAUGGAGCUUUGCAUCAUCAUCAUGAAGUGGACGCAGACCCCCAGCAAGAGUGGCCACGUUGUGGUGUUGGCCUUUCUUGAGGAAAGCUCCUGCAUCACAUACCCAAGCUACGCCGCCAUGAUCGCAACGUGCUACCACAUCUUUGCUGGAUGCCCAUCGGACGGCGGGAGCUACACGCUGGGGUUCGUGGAGGAAAUGCUGGGCAUUCGCCGAAGCAGGUACCACGCGGCAUCACAGGAAACUUACGUGAACUACUUCCAGCUCCUGCUUGACGUGCCCAUCUUGCCGAGUGUCCACUUGCGCCGAACGUGGCUGACAGCUGUGUCACUGCACGAAAUAGCCUCCCUCAGGGGCAUGCAGCUUGGCCUGCGCGUCGAGAAUGAGGGCAAGACACAUACCUUCAGCGACCUCACUGCGUGGGAGGCGAAGGAUGACGACAACACCUUGCAGAUUUCCCUUCACCCGAAGCAGUGCGUGUUUGGGGACUUCAUCAUUUCGCUGCUGCACUACGAGCUGCCGUCGCACGCGCCUCCGGGGCAGCCGGAGCCCUCGUUGAAGCCCCGCGUGCUUGCUCGGUGGGCAUUCAGCACCAUCUUCGUUUCUCGGGACACUUACCACGUUCGUGUACAGGACAUGGACUACGCUGAACAGAACCACUUGCCAUGUGACGCCUACAUGCAGCUGCACUUUGUUGAGGGAGAGGCAGAGGCGGAGGACGCCACGUACGUUGAACAUCUGACGCGGCGCAUCGAUCAGUCUCCCAGGCGGCAUGUGGCGCUGCUGCAGUCCGGGCCUUUGCUGCCGUCGGACCGCCGCCGCAACGUCUCCAGCUGCUGCGGGGAUGACGAACUUGUGGGUGGUGUGUACUACCGCGCCAACGGGACGAGCCUUUGCGGCUCUCACAGUCAUGGAGGCGGCGAUGGGCGCUCCUUUUUGCGCGGGGUGUUGCCCCUCCGUAUUAUGGAAGAGGAGGAGCGUCAUUACAGGGACGAUGAUGAGCUGGCGCCCUUUCUCAAAGACCCGCAGCCGGUGCGCCACCACGACCCCUCGCAGCUUCCCACCGACCAUCAAAUCACUGCACCAGCGUCAUUGAUCUUGGCACACUCAACACCGAGCAGGUCGUGGCGACGUAGGGAAAGGCGACGACGACUACGUAGCAUUCAGCACAGCUCUACGGUAUGUGAGAGCAACGGCAAGGCAUCAGCCGCUCUUUUUUGUCUUGCGAAGGACUUUCCGCCGGUGAUGCCGGCGGCAACGCCUGACGGGGGU
Messenger RNA from Trypanosoma rangeli, 1575 nucleotides. RefSeq names its product formin. The transcript has a single exon. The annotation marks the transcript as partial. Lineage: Eukaryota; Euglenozoa; Kinetoplastea; Trypanosomatida; Trypanosomatidae. The record is from RefSeq and is a predicted model, not a curated record.